Molecule: messenger RNA, 1209 nt
Organism: Protomyces lactucae-debilis
Lineage: Eukaryota; Fungi; Ascomycota; Taphrinomycetes; Taphrinales; Protomycetaceae
Product: ATPase V1 complex subunit C
Exons: 2
Coding region: 1-1209 (402 amino acids)
Biological process (GO): proton transmembrane transport
Cellular component (GO): vacuolar proton-transporting V-type ATPase, V1 domain
Molecular function (GO): proton-transporting ATPase activity, rotational mechanism
Source: RefSeq, a predicted model, not a curated record
AUGUCAAAGCUAGGAUACCAGCUGGUCGCUGUACCACCGCCUGCAGAGAACACACCGCCCGAUGCAGCGUAUGCGGUUAUACAAGCGGUUGUGACGCAGGACAUGGCAGAUAUCAGUCGCUUCCCUAUUCCUGACCUCAAGAUUGGCACACUGGACGCGCUGGUAUCUAAUGCAGAGGAUUUGGCGCGCCUGGAUACAACAUGCGAAGGCUAUGUCUACAAAGUCGCCGAUAUCCUCAAGCAGAUCCUACAAGGCGAUCGUCGCAAAAUGGCUGAACAAGAGGUAGUGGGUGAUAGAGCAGCGGAAGAGUAUCUUGCAGGCUUUCAAUGGAAUACAAGCAAGUACCGCAGUGAUCGGAGCAUUGCCGAACUCAUGCAGAUGCUGGCAAAGGAUGCAGCAGCCUCAGAGCAAGAUGUACGGACGAAAUUCAGCGAGUACAAUGCCGUCAAGUCACAACUCACGCAAUUCACGCGCAGACAAACAGGUAACUUGUCAACGCGCGCUCUCGCUGAUAUUGUGCGCAAGGAGCAUGUCUUGGUGGGGAGCGACUACCUCGUCACGUUAUUCUUUGCCAUUCCGAAAAACAACCAAAAGGACUGGGAAAAGGCGUAUGAGACCUUGACGCCCAUGGUCGUUCCGCGUUCUUCGCAAAAGAUUUCGCAGGAUGAGGAAUUUGCGUUGUACAAUGUCGUUGUGUUUAAGAAGCAUGCACAAGAGUUUGCACACAAAGCACGCGAACUCAAGUUCAUCCCGCGCGACUUCACCUAUGAUAAGGAGGAACAAGCGCGGUCGAGGGAAGAUCUGGCAGAGGCAAAAGUCAAGGAACGCAAACUAUGGGGUGAUGUGCUACGACUUGCGCGUGCUGCAUUCGGGGAUACAUUCAUGGCGUGGGUGCAUCUCAAAGCGCUGCGUGUCUAUGUCGAGUCUGUGUUGCGUUAUGGUCUGCCUGCGCGCUUCUGCUGUGUGCUUGUUCGGCCAUUCAAAAAGCAAGACAAGGCGGUGAUGAAGGCCUUGGAUGACAAGUAUGCUUACCUGCAACCGACAAACCUGCAAAAGAAGAAGCAAAAGAAGGAAAAAGGCGACAAGACGCGUGGUGGACAAGAGGGAUUGGAGGAGAGCGUCAAUGCAGUGGAGGGCAGUUUGGGCUUGGAGGGUGAGUACCGGCCGUUUGUUGUGUUCCCCAUCAACUGGACACCCACGGAGGAAUAG